AUGUCUCCAACAUGCGCGGGAUGCAACAAAAAAAUACCUAAAAGAGAAUUUCUUACUUGUUCGUACUGCCAAAAAAAUUAUGACCUUGAAUGCGCCAAUGUGUCUAGCCAGCGCUUCUACAAUACAAUGACACUGGAACACAAACAGAGGUGGAAAUGCCAGGCUUGUUAUUGUAAGAUGCCGAAAAUUGGUAACGAAAAUACACCAGUAAGAUCUAAAGAUUGUAACAAUAUAGUUGAGGAACAAUGUAAAUCACCUGAAGUUAACAAUAUAACCGUCAGAAAAUGUUCGGUUGUUCAAAGAAAUGACAGUUUAUGCAGUGUGAACUCCGAAAAUACAACGUUCCUGGGUGACGACACUGUUAAUAAUAUGAGAAUUACUAAUAGGCCUGAACUAACGCUGCAAAGUGUAAGCGAAGUUAUUUCUCAAAAACUCGCAGAAAAUAAUAUAAAUGUUAUAUCGCAGUUACGAAAUAUUAUUCAGGAAGAAGUAAAGCAAGCAAUUGAACUGUUAAAAAAAGAAUCGAAACAACAAAUUAAUAAUUUAAGCGAACAAAAUAGGAACCGAAUCUUAGAAAUACAAGAAAUCAAUACUAAAAUAGAUAAUCUGCAAAAAGAAAACUGUUUGUUAAAAAAACAAUUGGAAGAAUUGGGAACCAAGACUAUUUUAUGUAAAGAAAAUAAGUAUCCUGAAAAUGAUUCUAAAAAAAUAGUACUUUACGGAUUAGCUGAAUAUUAUAUGGAACCUGAAAACUACUUAUUGGACCGGAUACACGGAUUAUUUUGGGACCUGAUGGGCGUGGAUCUGACUGGAUAUAUUGAAGAUAUAUCCAGAAUAGGUCGUUACAAUAAAAAUGGUAACCGGCCUCUAGUAAUAGAAUUUAUAAGUAGAAGAAUAGUAAAACAAAUAAUUGAAAAUAGUUACUCUUUGAAACGAAGUGGGCUGUCGGUAUCAGAAUUUCUAGAUAAAACUACCCUAUUAAGGAGGAAGGCUAUGCGGGAGGAAAUGUUCUUGGCUCGUCAGAGAGGGUUACAUGCUGUACUACGCAACAACCAACUAUAUGUAGAUGGGAAAAUAUUUAAUUUUAACCAAAAUCCUAACGCAGAGACUCUUAUCAACACAUCUAUGAAUAAGGAAAAUCAAGGAAAAUUAACUGAGUCAACCCCGAAUCCCCGUAAUAGCUUUGAUAAUAAUUAUUCCUUUCGAAAACAAAGAUUUAAUUAG
Chilo suppressalis (striped riceborer) is the source of this 1224-nucleotide messenger RNA. The record is from the annotation of a GenBank genome assembly. Lineage: Eukaryota; Metazoa; Arthropoda; Insecta; Lepidoptera; Crambidae.